GGACACGGCUGGGCAGGAUGUUUUCACCGAAACAUUACGGGAAAUCAGCCGGACAAGUCAAAUGUCGAACCGCAGUUCAGUUAGCAAUUACGCGUUGUUUGGAGGAUUUUCUGGAAAUGCCUACGCACCAGUUAUCCCGCCUGUUUCCAGCACG
Amoebophrya sp. A120 is the source of this 154-nucleotide messenger RNA. NCBI's taxonomy places the organism in Eukaryota, Dinophyceae, Syndiniales, Amoebophryaceae. The record is from the annotation of a GenBank genome assembly.